This is a messenger RNA of Pseudomassariella vexata, 3153 nucleotides long. RefSeq names its product peptidase M16 inactive domain-containing protein. The record is from RefSeq and is a predicted model, not a curated record. Gene Ontology annotation, molecular function: metal ion binding. The transcript is spliced from 3 exons. Bases 1 to 3153 code for a protein of 1050 amino acids. NCBI's taxonomy places the organism in Eukaryota, Fungi, Ascomycota, Sordariomycetes, Amphisphaeriales, Pseudomassariaceae.
AUGGGCUCGCAAGGGCCAACACCGCCGCGGUUUCGUAAGAUCCAGAGCUUCAACACAGACUACGCGCCAGCCACCAUCACGCAGUAUGAGUCCGAAAGGAGUGGCAUGCAGGUCAUCGUGACCGAUCGCAAGGGGCCCAAGGUAAACGGUUACUUCACCUUGGCAACCGAGAUCUUUGAUGAUUCUGGGGCACCUCACACGCUCGAGCACUUGGUUUUCAUGGGAUCCAAGAGCUACCAGUACAAGGGCCUGCUUGACAAGUUGGCAUCGAGGGCAUACGGAUCGACGAAUGCUUGGACCGCUACCGAUCACACAGCAUAUACUCUCGAGACGGCCGGAUGGGAAGGAUUCGCGCAAACCCUGCCGAUAUAUCUGGAGCAUCUUGUUGCACCGACAAUUACGGACGCAGCAUGCCUCACUGAGGUCCACCACAUUGACGGCGAAGGCAAUGACGCAGGUGUGGUCUACUCUGAGAUGCAGGGAGUACAGUACACCAGUACCGAGCUCAUGGAUAUCAAGGCUCGAAGAUUACUAUACCCAGAAAAUGUCGGCUUUCGGUAUGAGACUGGUGGGAUGAUGGAUGCCCUUCGGGUCCUCACCCCCAAGAGGAUUAGAGACUUCCACAAGGAAAUGUAUCAACCGCGCAACAUGUGCAUCAUCAUUAUCGGCGAGGUCGACCACCAAAACCUUCUGGAGAUUCUAGACGAAUUCGAAGAGAGUGUCAAGGCUGAUAUUCCCCCCCUUGAUGCCCCUUUCAAACGGCCUUGGAUCGACUCGGCACAGCCUCCUGCGCUGAACGAAACGGUGAUAGAGACGGUUGAGUUUCCAGAAGAGGACGAGUCGACAGGUGACAUGGUAGUUGCUUUCUUCGGACCAAACUGCAGAGACGUUGUCGCGACGACAGCAUUAAGCGUCCUCCUAACCUAUCUCUGUGGAUCUUCGGUGGCCGUUCUAGAGAAUAUCAUGGUGGAGAAGGAAGAACUCGCAAGCUCCGUUGGGAACUGGUGGGAUGCUCGGCCUAACACUGUCAUAUGGUUCCAGCCUACAGGCGUUGCCACAGAUAAACUCGCUUUUGUCGAACAGCGCCUCAUCUCCCUUCUCAAGGAGGUCGCCUCGAAGCCUCUUGAUAUGACGUACCUGAAAGAGUGUAUUCAACGCGAGAGACGGCAAGUGAAGUCGCAGGCCGAGGCAUCUGAAUCUUUCUAUUCAACCAACAUUAUCACAGAUUACCUCUUUGGAGCACGAGAUGGAUCCACUUUGAAGGAUCUCGAGACCCUCAGUGAGUACGACGACCUAGAGAAGUGGACUGAAGAGCAGUGGAGAGACUUCCUGAAGAAGUGGAUAUCAGAUGCUCAUCACGUUUCCGUCCUGGGCAAGCCUUCUCUGAAGCUGGCAACAAAACUGAAGGAAGACGAAACCAAGAGAAUAGAGAAGCGAAAGCAAGAGCUUGGUCCAGAUGGCAUCGAGAAACGUCGCAAGCUACUCGAUGAAGCGAAAAGCCAAAACGAUGUGGAGAUUCCCACAUCUGUUCUCGAGAGAUGGCCUGUCCCUCCUACGGACUCGAUUCACUUCAUCGAGUCUCAAACCGCACGGUCUGGCCUUGCUCGAAAGCUCGGGCUGGAGGAUAAUCCUGCGCAGAAAGCCAUUGAUGCCGCCCAACCAGGCAACCCGCUGUUUGUACAGUUCGAGAGUGUGCCGACUAACUUUGCGCACAUUACCGUACACAUCGGCACAGCGACACUUCCUGAGAAAUACAAGCCCCUCAUGCCGAUUUUCACAGAUAACUUCUUUAACACGCCCAUCACCCGCGAUGGUAAACGUGUUGACUUUGAGCAAGUCGUCAUGGAGCUCGAAAGGGAUACCAUCAGCUACGGCAUGGAGUCUGGCAGUCGUGUUGGCGACACGGAGAGCACGCUGAUCAGAAUGCAAGUCGAGCCCGACAAAUACGCAACAGCGGUUGAGUGGAUCCGCACCAUGAUGUUUGACAGCGUCUUUGAUGUAACUCGCCUCAAGGCGGCAAUCGUCAAGCAACUUGCCGACAUCCCCGAAGCGAAGCGGGAGGGCAGAACGAUGGCUAAUGAAAUCGAGAUGGCAAUCCACAACAAACACUCGUCACUACUGGCUGCCAAGCGGACGUUAGUCAAGGCCGUAUACCUGCGUCGGCUCAAGAAGCUGCUGGAAAAGGAGCCUGACACCGUGAUUUCCUGGUUCGAGGAACUGCGCAAGUUACUGUUUACUUUCUCAAAUAUCCGUACGUUGGUCACAGCCGACAUUGGGAACUCAAAGUUACCCGAUCCUGUCAAGACCUGGGAUAUUCUUGCCCAAUCUCUCGAUAAAGCCGAUUCGAUCAACCCCAUCCUGAAGCCUUACACCCUUCUCAACGAGGAAGGUAACAACCCUGGGUCGAUCGGCGCCAUCCUGGUCCCCAUGACCACCAUCGACUCGUCAUAUUCUGUCAGUACGGCCAAGGGACUGACUUCAUUCAACGAUCCCGAUGUGCCCGCCCUCAUGGUCGCUGCUGCCUAUUUGGAAACCGUCGAGGGCCCACUAUGGAACGCGGUCCGUGGCAAUGGACUCGCGUAUGGCGUUUAUUUUGCCAAGGAAGUCGAUGGUGGCUAUGUGCAUUUCAAGGUAUAUCGCUCGCCCCUAGCAUCCAAGGCCAUCUCUGCCGCCCGCGAUGCCAUAUCGUCCCUAGCCAACGGCACCAUCGCCUUGGAAAAGCCGAUGAUCGAAGGCGCCAUCAGCCAGUUGGUCAUGGCACUGGCUGACGAGCAAGCCACUAUGUCCGCGGCAGCAGUACAGAACUACGUCGUUGGUGCCGUGCGAGGACUGGACCGCGACUUUAAUGCCAGAAUUCUCGCCAAAGUGCGGAACGUUACGGAGCAAGAGAUCAGAGAAGCUAUGACCAAAUGGCUUCUGCCCGCGUUCAACCCCGGCACUAGCAACGUGGUUGUCUGCUGUGCGCCUAUCAUGGUCGAGAACCUCGAGAAGGAGCUCAAGGGUAUGGGCUACAAGACUCAAGUCAAGCAACUGGCUGACUUCCACGAUGCGUAUGGACUUGAGGCUCCUGAGGGCGAGGACGAAGAAGAGGAUGAGGAUGGCUCAGAGGGAUCUGAAUCAGACGGUUCGGAGGAGUCGGAUGAAGAGGAAUAG